AUGAUUGUGCCAAGAAAAAUUGGGCAUUCAAGAAGGCUUUAUAGCGGCGCCAUCUCCCAGGACUUCCUGAAAAAUGUUCUAGAGCGAGUGAAAGAAACUGCAGCCAAGAAACCAAUUCAAAACCGGCCAAAUCCAAGAUCUCGAGCUCCAAGACGCGCUAGAGAAAACGACGAAAGUGGAAGGAACAACUAUGGGAAAAAAGCAGGCUCGAGAAAUGCCAACUUCAACCAAGGUCCUGUGAUCAACGACUCAAACAUGUCUGGACCAUCUGGGUCCGGAAAGCCUGGAAUCAACGCCACUUUAAUCAACAGACAACCGCAAUUCAGGCGUAGAAGAGCCGGUGCUGGUGCAAGCGCGACUGGCGAGAUGCAGUCAAACAACUCAGCAAUCAUGGACGCUUUGGACUCCUCUGAGGGCGCCCGCUUUAAUACAAGAAAGUCGCAACAGCUUUCGAAUUCAAGUGGAAAAAGAAAUCGUGCUCCUCGCACGGGACAGCGUACUGUUCCAGGUCUCACGAACGCGUCCUUUACUAUGGAGGGAAUUGUCGCUCAAGCGAAGAAGUCCGCUGCUUCUGAACAGUAUUCUCCUGACGAGCCAACACCUCUCGGCUUGUUGAAAUACGCUCCAAAUUUGUCACACAGCUCUUUCUCGAAGUUAAACAAAUACGGACUUUUCACUUUGCAGGAAAACGACUUCCCGCUUACUCGCCCUAUCAACCUAGGGUUGGCCACCUCGCCAUCUGAGAAGCCUCGCAACGUUUCUCUCAGUCCAAAUGUCACCAGUUUUGGAAAGUAUACUCCAGCUUCGUCCGUGGCGUGGCGUAGAGAAAAACUGCUCAAAAAUGUAGUAGUCUCUCCAGAUGUGAGCCAAUUUGAGACUAUGGUAGAGGGAAAGUAUGUUCCUCUGUCUCCUACCAGCGAAAAAGAUUUUGCAACCCUAUCAAAGAACGCUAAGAAGAGGGGUGAGCUCGUUCAAAACAGCGAUCUUGUGAGGUUGAGUUUAGAGAGAUCGAACAUGGAUAUGGCCGACAAAGAUCUCGUAUACAACGUGUGCUCCGGUCUCCAACCCGUCUCUCAACUCAGGGCUUGA
Molecule: messenger RNA, 1089 nt
Organism: Lachancea meyersii CBS 8951
Lineage: Eukaryota; Fungi; Ascomycota; Saccharomycetes; Saccharomycetales; Saccharomycetaceae
Source: the annotation of a GenBank genome assembly